Molecule: messenger RNA, 447 nt
Organism: Fusarium vanettenii 77-13-4
Lineage: Eukaryota; Fungi; Ascomycota; Sordariomycetes; Hypocreales; Nectriaceae
Exons: 1
Coding region: 1-447 (148 amino acids)
Source: RefSeq, a predicted model, not a curated record
AUGGCCUCUAGUUCAGAUCAGUUCUCCAUCGCCCAAGACGGGUCCAUCCAGGUCGCAGGUGCCUCGGGCGAGACAAACGUCGCCGUCUGGGCCCCGUCCCUCCCCACGGCCUUCCAAAACGCUCGAGAUGCCACCUAUUUCACCCGUCUCGAAACUCGGCACUCACACGAACAGCUGAAAGCGGCGUUCGACCUGACUCCAGACGUGGAUCAGACGUUCUGCUUGUCAGUCAACAAUGUCAUCCUCGUCUUCUCUGCGGGCACUCCUGAAGAGCACCGCCAGCAAGUCUGCAAAGUUCUCGAAAUGAUGCAGACCCAUUCAAUGCGUGCAGAUCCGAAAGGCUGUGUUUUUGAUGCGAGAGCAAGCGCUGAUGCUGGGAUCGUGCUGGAUCGAGUUGGACAGCACAAGGCUUUUAUGGUUAUCAACCAAGGGCCACCGAGGCGUUGA